This is a messenger RNA of Nothobranchius furzeri (turquoise killifish), 7227 nucleotides long. The record is from RefSeq and is a predicted model, not a curated record. Lineage: Eukaryota; Metazoa; Chordata; Actinopteri; Cyprinodontiformes; Nothobranchiidae.
CAGUCGCCGAGUGCAUCAUGGCUGUGAAUGGCAGCAGGUCAAAGGUGUGAGAUUUCCCCAAAGCCACCAUCGUGGUUUCAGUCUCUGACAGACGCUGGCAGCGAGUUGAGUUCAGGUGGUUCUCAUGAUGGACCCCAAACACAGCUGGUUUGGAGGUCUGAUCCUUGGUUUGAUGCUCAUCUUCUUCACUCCCAUCUCUCCUAAUCAAGUCAGCUGCAGGUCCUCGAACAUUUCUGCAGAAUUUCGUCACUGUGGCAUUCAUCCAGGUGAAAAAAACACUGAAUAUCAUCCAUCUGUUCAUGCUGAAGCCUGGAACUGGAUUGUUUCUGCGUUUACAGGUGGAGUCCGUCAGCUGGACUGCUUUGGGCAUUCCAGUAAAAUAAAUGAGAAAAACUGCACGUGGGAAUCCGGACGACGCGCAUCGGGAAACACUUACACACUCGUCGUACAACAGCAGAGCACGAAAAUCCUGCAGCAAAGAUACUGCCAUCAACUUCGCAAUAUCACCAGAUUACAUCAAAGCAUUCCAAUCUAUCGGGGUUUGAACAUGACAGUGGAGAUUUUUGAAAACCCAAACACAGCCGAUUGCACAAAAGCAGUUUUCAGAGGUUCACCUGACAGCCUGUUGCGCUGUGGGCCUCCUGACAAGGUUUCCUUCCGUCGCAUCGCUGGAAAACUCGACGUGAACGUGAGCUGGCAACCGAGAGACAAAAAGUUCAUCAAAAAUUUCACAGCAAGAUAUAAACAGCCUGCUGAUCCCGGUUGGACUGAGUCACAUCUAAACUAUCACCACGGAAGCAGACUCAGAGAAAGUUUCAACUCGUCGUUGGUCUACGUCAUGCAGAUACGAUGCGUCACCAAUGAUAAAUGCGUCCAGUGUCCGUGGAGUGAAGAGUUCCCUGUCCCGUCGGAACUCACAACCCAACCCGUCAUCAACAGCUUCAAAGACACAGACAUCGCCGACAAACCAGGACGCAGACUGAUCUUCCUCACCUGGAAGUUUCCUGCUGAGGAGCUGUGUGACGUCUACGUUGUGACUGUCUGGAAGGCCUCAGGAGAGGCACCACUUCAGCGGAUUAAAAUCCUCCAGCCUGAGAUCACGCUGAUUCUCUCCUAUUCAGCUUAUCAGCUCAACAUCAGCGCAGUAAACAACGCCAGUGUCUCUCCCCCUGUGAGCCACGUUAUUCCACAACGGGAUUACUUUAACGGUACGAGCUCAUGUGAAGACUGGGAGGUGAAUGUCACAGUUCACAGCAACACCUCUUUUACCGUCUACUGGAGAGAAGAGAUCGUUAAAAAGUAUGUUUGCUACAUGGUGGAGUGGAGCAAAAAGGGCCAUCCUGUUCAGUACCGGUCCUUUUAUGAGAAGACUGAAAACCACAAGAACUUUUCUUCUUUAACAGAACAACUGGAGCCUUACAAGAAAUACAGCCUCACCCUUCACCUGCGGCCAGACAAGGACACCUGCAACAUGAAGGCCAUCAACGACAGCGAGAGCACCUACGGCACCACGCACUUUUACUUCCUCCAAGGAUCUCCAGUGGGCGCGCCGGCUGACAUCAGCUUUCAUAACAAGACGGUUAAAUCAGUGGUGGUGCAGUGGUCGUCCAUCCCAGAAGAGCAGAUCAGAGGGUUCCUGCUGGGUUACACGAUCCACUACUCCGAGCAUCACCAGAAGGGGAUGAGAACAGAGAACAGUAUGAAACCAAAUCAAUUUUCAUCUGACAAAAUCAAGCAAGUGAUGUUUGUGGAGGUUUUAGUGCUUCUGCGAAUAUCUUCUCAAAUGUAAUCUGAAUUCUGAAUGGGAAAAGUUACUAUGAGCUGGACAAAGUCAGGUGUGUUGAAUCCAAACAUGUUGGUUUGGGGUUCUCGAGGACCAGGAUUGGACGGCAGCCUUGUAAAGCCUUGCCUGAUGGGAUGUGUUGAACACACACAUCACAACUGUAAGAAGUCGCAAAAUCUGCAGCAACGUGUUCAUCCUUUCUUCACAGACAUCACAGUGGCUCCGUGGAUUAACAGGCAUGAACUAGGGAACCUCAGAAGUGGAAGAACGUAUCAGGUCCAGAUUUCUGCUUUCACCUCUGCAGGAGCAGGAGUACGGAGUGCUGAAAGUGUCUUUAAAACAAAUCCCAACGGACAUUUUUAUCAGACUGGAUUAAUCAUAGCCCUCUCCGUUGUUGCAACCGUGCUGAUAUUUGGGACUCCAUUACUAAAGAGGGCUAAAGUCAUCUUGUGGCCCAGCAUGCCCAACCUUGGAAACAGCAUUGCAGUGCAGAAAAUAGACGGGCACGGUCAGCUGGAACUCUUAGAAGCUUGUGCAACUCUAAUAGUGGAAGAGUUGGACACCAAAAGUCUUCACAUACUUGAAAGGGAAGACGUCAGUCUUGCUGGAACUUUACCAAUGAUGCUGCCACUUCUCAAGACUGAAGAGGACGUCCAGGAAUCCCCAGAAAUAGCUUGCAACUGGAUCCAGACGGACACAGAGAGCGCAGCUGGAGAUAACCUACCCGAGGAUACGGCAGAAGCAUUAUUGGACACACACCGGACACAAGUCCAUGGGUUACCUUUGGACUUUGCAAGUGAUUAUACAACAAUGGAGAUGUUCCAGCAGCUAAUGCCCCAGGAUGGGGUGGCAAAUUCAACGGUCACUGUAGCCAUCGAGGACAAGCCAGAGGACUCGACUGCGCUGAAGUCUAUGAGGCGUGACUAUGUAAGACAGUUCAGCACUAGUCCACCAUCAGACAGUGAACACAUGGUUACUGUUUUAUGACAAAGAUGGACUGGUGAGGACAACCCUCCAGAAUCACUACGUAAGGGACUCGGUCAGAGAAUGAAGCGGUCCAGGUAUGGAGAGCAAACCAAGCAGGUUUUGUAUGAGGCUCUGUAUUCAAUCACUCAUUAGAGCAGAAUAUGAAAUCACUAGAUGACUUCAUAGGGAAAUCCAAUAAUCAUUCACAUCAUUUUGUUUUUGAGACGUGACAAUGAAGAAAACAUCCUGUUUGACCAUAUUUGGCAGUUUCCCCACAAUGAUAUCCUUGAUUCAAGCAGAAUUUUUCUUAUCUGUGUCUUUGGUUUCCCCAACAGCCCUCGCCCAAGAACACUUGGGCAGCUACUCGCAUCCUGUGGGUGACAAAAUACCUAAAUACAUGAAUGAAAGUUUUCUUUCUUGAGCGGCCCGGUAUGCACAGGAAACGUGUUCAUUUGAGUUAGGGCACCUUUUAAGCCAAGGCUUAAAAAAGGACUGAAAAUGGCUGAAAAAUAAGCCAAAACCCAAAGAAAACUUUGGAAAGGAAUUAUGGUUUAGUUUAGUUUAAGUCGGGCAGAAGUUAGGAAGACCAAAAGGUCUUAUAAAGACAACAUCAUGACACCGGUGAAACUCCAAAAAUUAUUGUGUAAAAGUUCUUUGAGAAACAAUAUUGUAAAAAGGUUAAAUAUUCUUAACUCGAGAUGCAUUUCACACUCUCAUUAGCAAAUUAAACUAUUUAGCAUGCUAACUAAUAUAGCUAGCCCAGCUUGGGCUUCACUUCCUGUUCAGCUGCUCCAAGCUGUGAUGGUAGGAUUCGUGCUGGAGGGGGUAAGAGACGGUCAAAGGGCAGUUGGAUGGAUGGAUCAUGAUUCAAGGGUUCACAACAAUUGGAAGAGGGUUUUCCAGGAUUAUACAAUAAAAUCACAAUGUGCGUUUUCCCUGGCGUUAGGGGGAUGUACCUACCUGGAUUAUUGCAAGCAAGCGCUAUUUUUGUUUUUGAGUAAGACCUUACCAACGGAUGGCCAUUAAGGUCAAAAGUCCUUGUGAGUGCAACCUCCAGCAAAAUCCCUUUCACCACUGGCAACAAGUGAAGAGGUAAAUGUGUAAAACAAUGUUUAUGAAUGGCAAAGUUUAGUAACCGCUUGUUACAAAUCAGUAAAUGCAUUUUGUCCUCACGGGCUCCCGUAAAGGAAAACAUGACUUACUCUACGUCUUAAAGAGCAAGUCACCCCCUACCAGAGUAUUACUCCACUCCCACUUCCUGUUUGAAAAAUGCACCAAAUGCUGUUGUCUAGCAGACCGAGAGGGCAGAGCCGCUAACACACACACACACACACACACACACACACACACACACACACACACAGGCUCACAAUGACAUUGUGACAUCAUAUGGUACCAGUUAACGUUCUAGGGUACCUCUUAGCCAGUAGCGAUGGCAGAUUUAAAUUCAACUGCAGUUUAGUUUUUACCUGACAAUGGCACAACACUGACAGUUUUAGGCAGAAGAUUCCAAUUUUAACUAAAAUGCACUAAAGUGCAAAACUACUGACUACACGUGUCUGCAGCACAAUUAUACACACAUUUAUAUAGUUUAUCAGAAAAAAAGUUGAUUUGGGGGUGACUUGCUCUUUAACCAGAGACUUGGACCUGCUCCCAUGUAUCUUAGACCCAUUUUUUGUGGUCAUAUGUUACAAAGCAGCAAAUACUUUUCAGCAACUGAGCAUCAUUUCAUUCAUUUUCAACAUUUUGAUGGAUAUCUCCAGAGAUUAUUGGUAAAAAUUACACCUUGUCUAUUUUAGUUGAUUAAAGGUUUUCAGUUUUUUACCAAACCAUUUCAUUUAUUGCUUGCCAUCAGUAUGUAAGUAAGUAAAGUAAAAGAAGAAGAGCAUUUCAGGCAAUAUGGCAAAAAAAUGCUCCAUCUCUGACCCCACCUUUAACUGCUUAACCAUAACAGGCACCGCUCACCAGCUGGCUACAGAAGCCCCAAUAAACACAAAAAUUUGGACCACUGUAUUAUUUGAAAUGUUUCUAUAAGUGUUACUGAGAGAGGUCCUACCUCAAGUGGAGGAGUUUAAGUAUCUCGGGGUCUUGUUCACGAGUGAGGGUAGGAGGGAUCGGGAGAUCGACAGGCGGAUUGGUUCGGCGUCUGCAGUGAUGCGGACGCUGAGCCGAUCUGUCGUGGUGAAGAGGGAGCUGAGCCAGACAGCCAGGCUCUCCAUUUACCGGUCGAUCUAUGUCCCAAUCCUCAACUAUGGUCAUGAGCUUUGGGUAAUGACCGAAAGAACGAGAUCGCGGAUACAAGCAGCCGAAAUGAGUUUCCUCUGUAGGGUGGCCGAGCUUAGCCUUAGAGAUAGGGUGAGGAGCUCGGACAUUCGGGAGGGACUCGGAGUAGAACCGCUGCUCCUCCGGAUCGAAAGGAGUCAGUUGAGGUGGUUUGGGCAUCUGGUCAGGAUGCCUCCUGGACGCCUCCCUGGGGAGGUGUUUCGGGCAUGUUCUGCCGGCAGGAGGCCCCCGGGUCGACCCAGGACACGUUGGACAGGUUACAUCUCCAAUCUGGUCCGGGAACGCCUUGGGGUCCUGCCGGAGGAGCUGGUGGAGGUGGCUGGGGAGAGGACGGUCUGGAGCUCCCUAGUUGGGAUGCUGACCCCGUGACCCGGAAAAGCGGAGGAAGACGAUUUUUUAACGAAGUGUUACGGACAAAUGAAUUGCCACAUUUGUUUAAAAUAAUGUGCUUUAUUACUCAGUUACUGAAGGAGGAAUAUGUAACUCAUUACUUUUGCUAUGCGUUACUACCAACAAUGCUCUUGGCUUCCCUGUAAAUAAGCAGUUGACUAUCAAUGAGGGGAAAUGUAUUUAUAAAACACAUCAGCUGAGAUCUGACGUCAGAAAAAAACUAUUUUAAGUAAAUAACCUCAGUUUCUACUUAAAAGGGUUUGAAAUAAACAGCCAGAAGAUAAACGUAGUUACUGAGUGAAAAGUUCCUUUAUUGAGAGCUUUUACAGACAGAUAUCAUUUAAAUUCUCAAUAUUCUGUACAUACAUCCAAAUAUUUUAAAAACGUCACCAAACCGUUACAAACUCGGUACCAAGCCUCCAGUUCCCUUGAUGCAGAACCAUCAAACAAAUUCACACACAUGAUGGAUUCUAGGACUACUUCGGUCAGUUCUGGCUGCAGUUAUAAUCAUCAGUUUGAUUAUUUAAAAAUACAAUAAAAGAAAAGAACAGCAGCCAUUAAAAUUGAAUCUGAAGAGGAAACAAAAAGUAAAAUGUAGCUUUUACUGAAUCUGUUCACCGUUUUGCACAUCUACACUCGUAAAAACAGCAAUGUUGGAAAUUACACAAAAAAACGGGAGAAAUUUCUUAAACACUUAAUUUAACUUUAUUUUACCAAAGAAAACUCCCAAUCCUUAAAAAGAAGAUCUCCGUUUCAUCUGUUCAACAUCCAUAUUUUAUUAGUUUCCUGUACAAUCCUAGUACAGGCACUUCCUGACCCUCUGUGCUUAUUUGACCUUUGAUCUUUUAGACAUGUACACACACACAAACACACACACACACACACACACACACACACACGUCGGCUAAAUGAGAAAAGCCUUCGUUAGAGCAGGUCUACAGCAACAACACAGGAUCUGUGGAACACCUCAGUUGCUGGUUGAUGUUGGAAAAUGUGUACAGAGAUAAAUAAAGGACACUUUCCAUGAGUCAAAAUGCCAAAAGUUCUCUCAAUAGCACACAAAAGUGUUUUCUUUUCUGCCAAAAAGGUUCACAAGAGGAUCACAGAGUAGGGCGAUAGUUUAGCUACACUUAGUUUGUCUGGUUAUUUCUGCAAACAGAUGUCUACUUCAUUACCAGUCUGUUUUAUAAAUGCCAGUGUCUGUAAACAUUCUUUAAUGAUCAUCCAAUCAGUUCUUUACGUAUGUCAAAUACUGCCAAGAACAGGAGUUACAUACGACUGGAUGCUUAAACGUUAGCUGGUGAUUCUGUUUAGAAAAGGGUUUUUCAGGUAGUUUCAUUUGAAACAUGAUAGUGAAGGCAUCAGUGUUCUGAUUAGUAGUAGACUGAUAUCAGUAGGCCCAAAUAUACCAUCUUUUAAUAUAUCAGCAUCUCCUUAGUAAAGCUGAUUUAAAGUCAGGCACGUCCCUGGGCAGCCUGGUUACACUGAUUUGAAUUUAAAUGAAUGGCCGUUUCUCAAUAUGUGUACUUGUCUGUACUUGUGUACUUGAUAAACAUCAUCAGCUUUAGCCCAAGUACUCUUCCAAUCCCAAGGACCAGAAUAUACUUGUUAAAUGACACGUACGCGUGUUUAAAAUGGCUGCCUUGCGUAACUUGAGCUGAUUUGAGACAUUGUUUGUGCACAUCUUCCGAAAUUAAUGCGUUUUUCUGUCGUUAUCUCAAAACUGACAGUUAGUGAGCUUUUAUUUUAGUUGUACCCACAAACCCGGCUCUCUCUGUUCGGUCUGAGUAGUCUAGAGCACCCCC